AUGCCAUUACCUGCUUCGAUGUUAAACCAGAAAUCCAAGCACGUUUACUCUGUUGCUAAAGUGUAUUCGGAUGCUUGUGAAAAGAGGCCGCAAGAAUACUGGGAUUAUGAACAAGGUGUUACUAUUGAUUGGGGGAAGAUAUACAACUAUGAGAUCAUUAAUAAGAUUGGUCGUGGUAAAUAUUCAGAAGUCUUUAGUGGGAAAUGUGUUACUAAUGACAAACCAUGUGUUAUUAAAGUAUUGAAACCUGUUAAGAUGAAGAAAAUAUUUCGUGAAUUAAAAAUUUUAACGAAUUUAACAGGUGGACCAAAUGUAGUGGCAUUAUAUGAUAUUGUUCAAGAUAAAGAUUCUAAAAUUCCUGCAUUAAUAUUUGAAGAAGUUAAAAAUGUUGAUUUUAGAACUUUAUAUCCAACUUUUAAAUUAACUGAUAUUCAAUAUUAUUUUACACAAUUAUUAAUCGCUUUAGAUUAUUGUCAUUCAAUGGGUAUUAUGCAUAGAGAUGUUAAACCUCAAAAUGUAAUGAUCGAUCCAAUUGAACGUAAGUUAAGAUUAAUCGAUUGGGGUCUAGCAGAAUUCUAUCACCCUGGUGUUGAUUAUAAUGUUCGUGUUGCAUCUCGUUACCACAAGGGCCCAGAACUUUUAGUGAAUUUGAAUCAAUAUGAUUAUUCUUUAGAUCUUUGGUCUGUUGGAUGUAUGCUUGCUGCUAUAGUAUUUAAAAAAGAACCAUUCUUUAAAGGUUCAACUAAUCCAGAUCAAUUGGUUAAAAUUGCAGCUGUUCUUGGAACAAAAGAAAUGUUACAAUAUUUAGCUAAAUAUAAUUUAGAUUUGCCAUCGGAGUAUGAUAAGAUUAUGAAAGAUUUUACUAAGAAGCCUUGGAGUCAUUUCAUCACAUCUGAAACUACAUUAGCAGUUCCAGAAAUGGUUGAUCUAAUUGAUAAUUUAUUAAGAUAUGAUCAUCAAGAAAGAUUGACUGCUAGGGAGACAAUGAAUCAUACAUUUUUCAAUACUAAAUAUGAUUGA
Maudiozyma saulgeensis is the source of this 1020-nucleotide messenger RNA. The record is from the annotation of a GenBank genome assembly. NCBI's taxonomy places the organism in Eukaryota, Fungi, Ascomycota, Saccharomycetes, Saccharomycetales, Saccharomycetaceae.